Molecule: messenger RNA, 246 nt
Organism: Rotaria sp. Silwood2
Lineage: Eukaryota; Metazoa; Rotifera; Eurotatoria; Philodinida; Philodinidae
Source: the annotation of a GenBank genome assembly
AUGGCCAAUCCAAUAGAUGCUGUUAGUAUACAAAUUGGUCAACUAUUCAUCAAUCUAAACAAAAAAAUGAAAAAGGAAUUUCAAGGUGAAAUUGAUAACAUAAAAAUUGAAGAGCAAAAGAGUCUUGAUGAAUUGGAACAGCUUGAACAAAAGAUUCAAGAACUUGAAAAUGAAAAAACUAAUGCUACACAACAAUUAAUAGAAAAGAAACAAGCACAUAAGCGUAAAUUUGGAUCUCCAAAUUAA